CCUCGCCGGACACGGAGCUCCGGGUCAGGCACACCCAGAUUUUCAUCAACAACGAAUGGCUGGACUCGGAGAGCGGGAGAACCUUCCCCGUCUACAAUCCGGCGCUGGGAGAACCGAUCUGCGAGGUGCAAGAAGCGGACCAGCUGGACACGGACAAAGCGGUGCGGGCGGCCCGGCUGGCCUUUUCCCGCGGAUCGGCCUGGCGGAGGAUGGACGCCUCGGAGAGGGGAGCCCUCCUGGGAAAGCUGGCCGACCUGGUGGAGAGGGACCGGGUCACGCUGGCGACGCUGGAGUCCCUGAACAGCGGGAAGCCCUUCCUGCAGGCCUUCUACGUGGACCUUCAGGGCGCCAUCAAGACCCUGCGCUACUACGCCGGGUGGGCCGACAAGGUCCAGGGCGCCACCAUCCCCGUGGACGGAGACUUCUUCACGUUCACGCGCCAGGAGCCCAUCGGCGUCUGCGGACAGAUCAUCCCCUGGAACUUCCCUCUGCUGAUGUUUGCCUGGAAGAUCGCGCCGGCCCUUUGCUGUGGGAACACGGUGGUCUUGAAGCCGGCCGAGCAGACCCCGCUCAGCGCCCUCCACAUGGGGGGCCUCAUCAAGGAGGCCGGCUUCCCUCCGGGUGUGGUCAACAUCCUUCCCGGGUUCGGACCCACGGCCGGAGCGGCCAUUGCCUCCCAUGUGGGCAUCGACAAAGUGGCCUUCACCGGCUCCACCGAGGUGGGGAAACUGAUCCAAGAAGCCGCCGGAAGAAGCAACUUGAAGAGAGUGACCCUGGAGCUCGGGGGGAAGAGCCCCAACAUCAUAUUUGCAGAUGCAGAUUUGGAGGAGGCGGUGGAGCAGGCGCACCAGGGGGUCUUCUUCAACCAGGGCCAGUGCUGCACCGCCGGGUCCCGGGUCUUCGUGGAGGAGCCCGUCUACGAGGAGUUUGUGCGGCGCAGCGUGGAGCGGGCCCAGCGCAGGGCCCUCGGGAGCCCCUUCGACCCCGCCACCGAGCAAGGCCCACAGAUUGACCAGAAGCAGUACGACCGGGUCCUGGAGCUGAUCCAGAGCGGCGUGGCGGAGGGGGCCCGGCUGGAGUGCGGGGGCCAAGGCCUGGCCCGCAAGGGCUUCUUCAUCCAGCCCACCGUCUUCUCCAACGUCACCGACGACAUGCGCAUCGCCAGGGAGGAGAUCUUUGGCCCCGUCCAGGGCAUCCUGCGCUUCAAGACCAUGGAGGAGGUCAUUGAGCGGGCCAACAACUCCGACUUUGGGCUGGUGGCCGCCGUCUUCACCCGCGACCUCAACAAGGCCUUGGCCGUCUCCUCCGCCAUGCAAGCCGGCACCGUCUGGGUCAACUGCUACAACGCCCUCAACGCCCAGAGUCCCUUCGGAGGGUUCAAAAUGUCCGGCAACGGGAGGGAAAUGGGUGAGUGCGGCCUGCGGGAGUAUUGCGAGGUGAAGACGGUGACGAUAAAGAUCCCCGAGAAGAACUCCUAAGGAUCCGGCAGUGGGCGGGCGAGUGACCCAUUGGCCGCUCUCCGUGGUGAGGACUGCCACUCAGGAAUUUGUACCAAGUGACACUGACCUUGUAGGAUCUUUUGUUAUUUCCCAAUCAAGUCGCAACCGGGCCCACGGAAAACAGCCGGCGGUUUUUGGACACGAUUGGGCCGAAAGCAAAGGCAAGAGCUGCAUUUUGGGGGCUUUGUUUGGAUAUUUUUUUUCCGAAGGGCAGCUGUGUAUAUUCAGCUGUCCGUUGUUUGUGACCGCAUCGUGAUUCCAUGAGCCCAGCAUCAUCAUCAUCAUUAUUAUUAUUGCUCUCGGUAUCACAUCAUCUCCCCGAAUGACUCAGACGCAUUAAGCCCUGGAGUCAGCAAAUAACAGGAAAGCAUCAGAUGGAGGAACGCAUCUACACGGGGGAAUUGAUGCGGAUUGGCACCACUUCUCAAUGCUAGGGAAUCCUGGGAGCUGUCCUUUGGUGUCACUCUGUGGGCAGAAAAGGCUCAAGAAUAUAAUAAUAAUAAUAAUAAUAAUAAUAAUAAUAAUAAUAAUAAUAAUAAUAAUGCAUUGCUAAAACACAUAAUCAUACAAAAACACUCCAUUGAAUGCAUGUACUGAAACAUAUUUCCAGCUCCCGCGAUUCCAUAGCACCGAGCCCAUUAAAGCAGGACCAAACUGCAUCCGUUCUGCAGUGUAGAUGCACCCAAAAAGGCAGCCAAAUGCAUGGGCUUGUUUCCCUGCCCGUUGACUCUCCUGCCCGCCACUCGUGUGGUGCGGACCCCUUUUCCCGCCUUCUUCCCCCGUUUUGUAUUUAUGCCGCCCGCUCUCUUGCUCCCGGUCCCCUUCCUUCCCUUCCUCGCAUGCAGGCCUUUGCAAGCCAACCAGCGACACCCCUGAGCUGCGCAAGGAAAAAUCCUCCUAAGGAAAAAUCAUUUAUAGUCUUCUUCGUGUAUCCCUUUCUGUAUUAUAGGCGUGCUUGUCUCUUGGUGUGUGUCGUUGCAAAUAAACCCAGGUAACGAGUCCAA
Anolis carolinensis (green anole) is the source of this 2503-nucleotide messenger RNA. It is a transcript of the gene aldh1a2, whose product is annotated as aldehyde dehydrogenase 1 family member A2. The transcript has 13 exons. The record is from RefSeq and is a predicted model, not a curated record. Bases 210 to 1478 code for a protein of 422 amino acids. NCBI's taxonomy places the organism in Eukaryota, Metazoa, Chordata, Lepidosauria, Squamata, Anolidae. Gene Ontology annotation, molecular function: aldehyde dehydrogenase (NAD+) activity.